CAGACUCACCCCAAUUCUCUCCAUCUCUCGACUCUUCUCCAUUCUUCUUUUCUCUUCUCUCUCGGUACUUCAUCUCUCUUCUUCUCUUUCUUGACUUUUCGGCUAAUUCGUUGAAUUGAUGUCCGAUUAUUACUCUUCUCCUUCUCCUAAACACUGAUUCGAAAGACGAGGUCGCGAAGCUUAAGAAAGGAAAGGCUCCAUUAGGUGACAGUUAGAGGAUUACUUUAUCAAGUGGAAAACGAGUUGAGAAAAAUGUCAACCACACCAACAAACCCAGAUGAGGGUAAUCAGAAUCAAGGUCGGGAUCAAGAAGACCCUACCAUGACUCAAAUUCUCCGUCUUCUUCAGCUGCAAACCGCUGCUUUGAACCAGCAGCCCCAAGCUCCUCGAGUCGGAAGCUUUAAAGCUUUCCAAUCCCUCCACCCACCUGAAUUUAGGGGAACUACAGAUCCAAUUAAAGCGAAAACCUGGAUAAAGGAAAUGGAAAAAGCUUUUGCUUUAACGGAGGUGGGUGAAAAUAAGAAAACGGAAUAUGCAAGUUUCUACCUGAAAGACGAGGCAAAUUUUUGGUGGGAGUCCACCAAGACCUUAGAAGGAAAUGGUAUUAUUACGUGGGAAAGGUUUACGGAGUUAUUUUUGGAAAAGUAUCUACCUCAAUACUUACAAGAUCAGUUGGAAGUUAAGUUUUUAGAAUUGAAACAGGAAGGUAUGACUGUGGCAGAAUAUGAGGCAAAGUUUUCAGAAUUGGCAAGGUUUGUGCCAGAAUAUGUGAAUACGGAACACAAAAAGGCAAAACGGUUUCAACAAGGACUUAAGUCAUGGAUACGUAGUCGAGUGGCAGUUUUUGAGCUUCAAACAUAUGCUGCAGUGGUUCAGAAGGCUAUGAUUGUGGAAGGUGAAAGUGAGAUGUCAAAAAGAGAGAACGAUAGUAAGAAAAGAAAAUUUGAAAGGUCUGAAGAAAGUCAAGGGCAAUCAAGUGGAAAGUCUAAAGGUAAAUUCAGGAAAGGUUCUGACAACCCAACCAAUAAAGGAUGUCAAGGAUCCAAGCCCGGAAAUGUUGGACAGAGUAACCGUUUCUCCGGUCAGAAUCAGCAACAGAAAGGUAAUAGACCUCCGGCCCCAGAAUGUAAGACUUGUGGGAGGAAGCAUUCUGGAAUCUGUAACAAGCCUAACAUCACAUGCUUCAAAUGUAACAAGAAGGGUCAUUAUUCUUCAGAAUGUACUAGUACUUCGGGCAAGAAGGGCGUGACAUGUUUUAAGUGUGGCAAGUUGGGCCAUAUGGCAAGAGAUUGCAAGGAGCCUGUUCAACAAGCAAAUGUUCUGAGGAUAGCUGGAUCACCAACACCGACACCUCCAGUACAACCAAGAGCCAGAACUUUUAAUAUGACGAUGAAAGAUGCUGUUCAGGACUCAGAUGUGGUUGCAGAUUCGAAAGACGAGGUCGCGAAGCUUAAGAAAGGAAAGGCUCCAUUAGGUGACAGUUAGAGGAUUACUUUAUCAAGUGGAAAACGAGUUGAGGCAAGUAACUUUCCUCUCUCUCUUAAGCAACUUAUUGAUAAAUGAUGAUAAGUACUGUCACCUCUGAACUACCCUUUGAAUUAUGAAAGCCUGAUUUCCUUUCUCAUUGAAUGUAUUGUCUCACUUUUGAACGCGAGCUCUUUCAUGAAGAUCAUGUUUCUGUAUCCAGUAUAUUCUUAUCCAGAAUAUCUAUCUUUUGAUUGAAUAAUAUUUCCUUUCCAUAUGCUUGACCUCCACAAGAAUAUGGAUCUUGUUUCUAUAUUUGAAAUUAAGAAUGAUUUUAAACUUGCAAGUGAUUGCAAGUGUCCAAAUGAUUUGGAAGGUUGGUAAGUUUUUUUUUUAAAACGAAAGAUAUUUUUAAAGAAGAAAGUUUUCCAAUUUAAUGGUUUUCCACGGAAUUCUAUUGAUUGGAGGCGUAAGUGGCCGAGUAACGCCGGUCCAGCUAUUUGAUUGUGAAGACCAGUGAGGGCUGGCACAUUAUGAAGACCAGUGAGGGCUGGCAUUUGAAAGGCCAAAUAAGUUGCCUUUCGGGUACCCUAUUCACGUCCAGAGGGACUGUAAAGUCCGGUAUGGGGAUUGUACGUGGCUGAUCACCCGUGCAAUCCAGAGCGUUAUACACUCCAAUCGAGUAAAAUGUUUAUGAAAAGAAUUGUCCAGGUGUUGGACUGUUUUGAAAAUGAUAUAUUUUUGUGAUGGAAAAUAAAGUUUUGAUGAAAGGAUUGAUUUGAAGGAAAAUGUUAUGAAAAGGGUAAUUUUACGAAAGUUUUGAAAAGAGGAAUGUUUUAUAAAUUAUUCAUUUACAAAAAUAGUUUUUAUGUAAUGAUCCUGAACUUUGAAUCUCUAUUAUGACCUUUGUAACUUUAGUCUAUAAUCGAAAACUCUCCAUCUUAUUUUGUUGAAUAGUUUAAUUUAUUUGUUCAUUAUAGUUACUUGCUGAGCUUUUGUAGCUCAUUCUGUUGUUUAUCUAACCCUGACAGCUAAGCAAGAGGAAGAUGGUCAGUCCUAGGUGCUCAGUUCGUUAGACUGUCUACAUCCCCCUCUCUGUUUCAUUAGAUUACUUUACCAGCUCAGGUAGAGGACGCUUUGGAUAGUCAGUGGGGAGUAAGUAUGUUAGUAUGGACCGUUGUAAACAGUACCUUUGAGAUGUUUUAUAUAAUUCCAAGUAGGAAUUAUGGUUGAUGCUAUUUAUUAAGGGUUUGUAAUAAGUUUAUAACUUAUUAUUUUGGUUAGUAGUUGUAACUUGUUUCAUACCAUCACCUGUUAAAGAUCCUUGUGGUGUAAAGGGGUUGAGUAUUUAUAUUGCUAAAUCCAGGUUGUGCA
This is a messenger RNA of Daucus carota subsp. sativus, 2838 nucleotides long. RefSeq lists its product as uncharacterized. Bases 253 to 1485 code for a protein of 410 amino acids. The record is from RefSeq and is a predicted model, not a curated record. The transcript has 4 exons. NCBI's taxonomy places the organism in Eukaryota, Viridiplantae, Streptophyta, Magnoliopsida, Apiales, Apiaceae. Gene Ontology annotation, molecular function: nucleic acid binding; zinc ion binding.